Messenger RNA from Lucilia cuprina (Australian sheep blowfly), 2134 nucleotides. Its product is annotated as protein twist. Gene Ontology annotation, biological process: developmental process; regulation of transcription by RNA polymerase II. Lineage: Eukaryota; Metazoa; Arthropoda; Insecta; Diptera; Calliphoridae. The coding region runs from base 224 to 1693 and encodes 489 amino acids. Gene Ontology annotation, molecular function: RNA polymerase II transcription regulatory region sequence-specific DNA binding; DNA-binding transcription factor activity, RNA polymerase II-specific; protein dimerization activity. The record is from RefSeq and is a predicted model, not a curated record. The transcript has 2 exons.
UUCAACAUCAGUUGAGUUUCAAACUUUCAUACGAUCGGAUAUCAUAGAACAUUUAGUGCUUGUUAUACAAAUAUCGAUUAAAAAUUAUAUUAAACAUACAGACAUAAAUAAUACGACACGGCGGUAUAUUUGUAAUUCUCAUAUACUAUUAAAACUUUUUAACAAAAAUACUUGCAUACAUAUAUUUCGUUUACAUAAAGAAUACAAAUUUAAUUUUCGUAUAAUGUCGGUUCGACCCGCGUCUCCUAAAGUCCUACUCGAUAUUAGCUACAAGCCAUUGCCGAAUAUAAUGGAUUUGCAACACAAUGUCAUUAAAUUGAUUCAAGUUGACCAACAGUCGUAUAUGCAUUCCAUCCAUAAUAUGGAUCCACAGAAUGCAUAUGGUCAGACCCAUCCACAUCAAUACCAUCACCAGAAUCAACAAAUGUCGCACAUGAACAUGAAUGGACGUCAAAAUAUCGCCAAUCCUAAUGAAUACCUUUGCUACGGAGUCAGUGAACAGGAUGAGACAGAUUACAACAUUCCUAGCAGUGAAAUCUUAAGCACAAGUAGCAACAGCGCCAGUUCUACACCAAAUAGCCACAAUAUGGGUUCUCCAGCUUCAAUUUCCGCUAAUGGUGUAUCAAAGGAACUGAAUAACAACUCUUUCAAUGAUUUGGAAUCUCAACAGUAUCAAAUAAAUGAAAACGGUAAGCGAAGCCGUGAUUUCGACUGCGGAUCCAACGAUGUAUUACAGGAUAAUAAGAAAAUACACAUACCAUCGCUACACACAGGUCAGAACAAUGUGCAACAUUUUGUCCAGCAUCAAGAUCAAAAAUUUUUUGUGGAAUAUUUGCCAACUACUGUAAAUGAAGUAAACUCAUCUAAUAAUGUCCAGCCAAAUACAAACCAACAAAAUUGUGUAUCUUCGCCGCAAUUCGAGUUUGCGGAUGAAGAAAUGUGUGAUAACAGCGAGGAGGAUAAUUUUAAAUACACUUUCCAACAACAGCAACAUCAACAAAAUACCACCACACCAUCCUUAGUUCUGCACCAUAACAAUGGACCUAUACAUUCCAGUAAUUUAGCAGGUGGCUUCGAUCAUAUGGAACAUGCCGGUUCUUUGAAUGGCAGUACUUAUUCCAGUUCAGAUCGUGACGAAAUGGAAUAUACUCGCCAAUCAGCUCCUUCCAGCAACAGUUAUUUGUUUCCCCAUGAAGAUGAACUUAGUGCUGGCGGUGGUGAGAGCAACGAACAUUCCAAAGAGUUCCGCAAACCCCGUCGGCGAACAAAACGAAAAUCUAGCAAGUCCGAAGAAGUAGAGGAUUUUCACAGCCAGCGAAUUAUGGCAAAUGUGCGAGAGCGCCAAAGAACCCAAAGUUUAAACGAUGCCUUUAAAUCAUUGCAACAAAUAAUUCCCACCCUACCAAGUGAUAAGCUGAGCAAAAUCCAAACACUUAAAUUAGCCACUAGAUACAUUGACUUCCUGUGUCGCGUGCUAUCAACGAGCGAAAUCGGUUUACUAAAGGCUCUCGAUUCAAACGGAGCACAAGGUAAUGGCUAUGCUAUGGGUGCUGCUUCCAUCCUUAACGAUGCGGAAGCUGACUUAAAAAGUCUAAGAAGAGCGGCUGGUGCUCCCGUCAUUCCACCAGAGAAACUAAGUUAUCUCUUUGGUGUUUGGCGAAUGGAAGGUGAUGCUCAGAACAGCAAAUCCUAAAUGUUCAACGUAAAUUACGUUUUCAGUCAGCCGUCUCAAAAAAAAAAAAAUAUAUAUAUAUACUUCCACAAAUUAUUAAUGCAUCUCUGUGUCGCAAAAUGCAACACUUGUUAUACUUUCCAUUUAGUUAUAAAACAAUUUAUUUUAGCCUCUAGACCUAAGACUCAACACAAUAAUUUUAAAAAGUCCUUAUUAUACAUAGAAACAUACUUAUAUGUAAUAAUUUAAAUUUUAAACUUAAGUAUUUUUAUAAAUAAAUUUAUAUAUAUAUAUAUAUAUUUAUAUGUAUAUAUAUAAUUAUGUACAUGUAUGAAAAUUAUACUCCUAUGUAUGUGUUAUUUUUAAUAUACAUUUUAUAUCUUAAACUCUUUCGAGUGCCACAAGGAAAUCGUUCGUUCCAAUUGUAAAUUAAUAAAAAAUAAAUUGAAAAGAAAUCAAAAG